This is a messenger RNA of Microthlaspi erraticum, 1344 nucleotides long. The record is from the annotation of a GenBank genome assembly. NCBI's taxonomy places the organism in Eukaryota, Viridiplantae, Streptophyta, Magnoliopsida, Brassicales, Brassicaceae.
AUGGAACAAGUCCCUACAGUUUUCUUCUUGCUCUCCACUCUCCUCAUCACCGUCUCCGUCGAGUCUCUUCCGCCACCGCUGUUUCCCGAUGAAGCUCUCCCCACCAAAUCCGGCUACCUUCCUAUUAAACCCGCCCCUGGCUCCUCCAUGUUCUAUGCCUUCUACGAAGCUCAGAAGCCAACCUCUCCUCUUCCCGACACACCGCUCCUCGUUUGGCUCCAAGGUGGGCCAGGCUGCUCUUCCAUGAUUGGCAACUUCUUUGAACUCGGCCCUUGGCGCGUGACAUCACGCGCAACCGCAACCGAACUUGAGCGCAACCCCGGCGCUUGGAACCGCCUCUUCGGGUUACUCUUCUUGGACAACCCCAUCGGAGUCGGAUUCAGCAUCGCCGCCUCUGACGAAGACAUACCAAGAAAUCAGAGACAAGUCGCACAACACUUGUACCUUGCGCUCCUCGAGUUCCUCGACCAGAACCCAGGUUUCGAAAACCGCCCGGUCUACUUAACCGGCGAGAGCUACGCCGGGAAGUACGUUCCGGCCAUUGGAUACUACAUCCUCAGAGAGAAACCCAAUGGGAAGGUGAAGCUAAAGGGCCUAGCCAUCGGAAACGGGCUGACCGACCCGGUGACCCAGAUCCAAACCCACUCAGUCAACCUCUACUACUCGGGUCUGGUCAACGCCAAACAGAAAAACGAACUAGACAAGGCGCAGGAGAGAACCGUAGCUCUCGUGAAGUCCCAGAAAUGGCGCGAAGCAGCGCACGCGCGAUACGAUCUGUUGGCUCUUAUGGGUAACAUGACGGGACUCGCGGCGCUCUACAACACGGCCCGGUCGAUUCCUUACAGAAGGGAUCUCGUGGUGGGUCUUCUGAACAAGAGAGAAGCUAAACGUGUUUUGGGAGUGAGCGAAACGGCGCGUUUUGAGGAGUGCAGCGAUCACGUGGAGGAGUUGUUACGUGAAGACAUCAUGAAGAGUACCAAGUUCAUGGUGGAUUAUGCGGUUGAGAGGACCAGUGUGUUGUUGUACCAAGGUAUGUUGGAUCUCCAAGAAGGCGUCGUUUCGACAGAGGGAUGGAUGAAGACUAUGAAAUGGUCGGGUUUGGAGAUGUUUUUGUCGGCGGAGAGGCGCGUGUGGAAGGACAGCGAAGGUGUUGUCGCUGGGUAUGUUCAGAGAUGGGGGAAUUUGUCACACGUGGCGGUUUCAGGAGCUGGACAUUUGGUUCCGACAGACAAAGCUGUGAAUUCGAGGGAUAUGAUCGAAGCUUGGGUUUUGGGAAGAGGCUUGUUCGGUGGUGGUGAAGAUGUUAAGGAGACGGCUUCUUCAGGCUUUACCAAAUCUUCUUGA